AAACUGAUAUUUCGAACAUUUUGGCAAUCUUUAAUUUCAUAGGGCAACAACCAGAAAACUGCAGUACAUUUCUUAAACCCCAGGGUUUCCCUCUCUCUUUCUAAAAGUUUCGGCAAAACUUCAGGGGAAAUCUCAGUACUGGAAUUGCAGGGUUGGGCUUCAAGCUCUUACUAAAGGUAGACAACUAAUCUGCUGCAUUUGGGUGCGAGAUUUUAGGGCUUAGGGUUUUUGGCUUUGGGACAUGGAUAAAUGGGCAUUUGGGUUCUGAAAUUUGGGGUCUUCGAUUUUUGAGUGACGAAAUUCGAUGGAGGAGGGGAGCGAAGGGCUCGUUCUAGUGGCCAGAAAGCCAUGUUUUGGUCUUCCUACUGGUUGUCCCAUAUGCUUACCAGUUCACAUUUACCUGAAGUUCGCCAAUGUACCUUUCACCAUGCACUUCGAUGCUGCAAGUCCAGACUCUGAAGAUAUACCAUCAGUUGAACUUGGCGAUUAUGUGGCAUUCAACAGUGAGAAAGGUGGGGCAAUUGAGGGCCUUAAAGAAGAUGGCAUUGUGGAUUUGGACUCAAAGCUCCCUACUCACAUUGUCCCAGAUUGGUUGGCAAUGAAGGCAAUGAUUACCUCUUGGCUUUCAGAUGCCAUGCUAUAUGAGCUUUGGGUGAACUCAGAUGGAGUGGUUGCUGAUAAGAUAUAUUUUUCUGACCUUCCCUGGCCAAUUGGGAAGGUUCUUCACUGGAAGCAAACGAAAUAUAUGAAGCAACUCCUUGGGAUAAUGGAAGCCAAUGCUAUGGAAAGAGAAGCAGAGAUUUAUCUGAAGGCUGCUCUAGCAUAUGAUGCGCUCUCCACAAAGCUUGGAGAGCAGAACUUUUUCUUUGAAAAUAGGCCUACAAGCUUGGAUGCUAUUUUCCUUGGACAGACCCUUUUUGUUAUUCAUGCUUCAGCUGAUACAUCUAUCUUGAGAUCCAAGCUCAUGGAGCAUGAAAAUCUAGUAAGGUACACUGAGAGUCUCAAGACCCAAUUCUUGGAAGCCAGUUCAUCGUCGUCAUCAUCAUCAGUACCCAGAGCUUCAUUUGGUUCUUCAUCAUCAUGGUCAUCCUCGACAUCAAGAGGCAAAGGUGGAGCUUCACGUGGAGGUGCAAAGCCUAAGAAGAAGGAAAAAACAGAGGAGGAAAAGACCUUCAAAAGGAGGGGCAAGUACUUCUUGGCAGCACAGUUCAUUGCUGUGGUUGUCUUUCUCUCUCUGAUGGGCCCUUCCGAUGAUGUUGAUGUCGAGAUCGAAGAUGAUGGAUUGAAUUAUGAGGACUAGAAUUUCCCAUUUUACUUUUUCCUUUUUGGUUAAGAUUUUUGAGUCUUACCAAUUGAAAAAUUUUGUGUUUCUUAAUCAAUGGUACGCAAGGAAGUGAUGAAAUUUUGAGUCAAUGAACUUUCACGGGCUUUUAUUGUUCAAUUGUUCAUUAUUUGAGGGAAUUUAAUGGAUUUUGAGGAUAAUGAAUGGGUCUCCAACUCACUAUUUCAACAAUAAACUUUAUCUAAAUUCUCGGUUGAGGCA
This is a messenger RNA of Amborella trichopoda, 1543 nucleotides long. Its product is annotated as metaxin-like protein. NCBI's taxonomy places the organism in Eukaryota, Viridiplantae, Streptophyta, Magnoliopsida, Amborellales, Amborellaceae. Gene Ontology annotation, cellular component: mitochondrial outer membrane; cytoplasm. The record is from RefSeq and is a predicted model, not a curated record.